This is a messenger RNA of Peniophora sp. CBMAI 1063, 588 nucleotides long. The record is from the annotation of a GenBank genome assembly. NCBI's taxonomy places the organism in Eukaryota, Fungi, Basidiomycota, Agaricomycetes, Russulales, Peniophoraceae.
AUGCAAUACUCGACUCCACCCAACCCUCAAAAUGCGGGCAUAUUACUGCAACCCCUCCGCCCCAGGCGACCAUCGUGCCCUACACGACUCCGGCCGCCCCGUCUCACCCACCCAACUCGAGUCCAUCGGAGCGGCGUACUGGCAGAUCCCAGUUACCGACGACGGAAGCUGGGAGGAGAAGUGGCAAGGGAGAGGGGAUACAAGAACCGCAAUGCUAUCAAUGUUAGCAGGGAGGGAUUAGGCGAGGCGUAUGAGGCGAAGUUGAAGACUUUCUUCGAGGAGCAUAUGCACGAAGACGAAGAGAUCCGGUACAUCCUCUCCGGCUCGGGCUUCUUCGACCUGCGCGAGCACAGUGGGCUGGACGAGGAGUGGAUCCGCGUGCAUGUUACGCCUGGAGACUUACUCGUUGUGCCGGCGGGGAUAUAUCAUCGGUUUACGCUGGACGAGGGGGACAGGAUUAAGGCUAUGCGGUUGUUCAAGGAGGAGCCGAAGUGGACGCCGCAUAACAGAAGCCAGGAGACGGACCAGAACCCGUUUAGGGUUGGAUACCUCGAGUCGCUCAAGGGCGGUGCUAUAUCCGUCGCUUGA